Messenger RNA from Paramuricea clavata, 2189 nucleotides. The record is from the annotation of a GenBank genome assembly. NCBI's taxonomy places the organism in Eukaryota, Metazoa, Cnidaria, Anthozoa, Malacalcyonacea, Plexauridae.
AUGGCCGAUGACGAACAAGCUGCGCAACCAGUAACCAUUAGCACACCGUCGGUUUCUAUACAACCUCUACCUGAAUUUAAUCUUGAUUCAGAAGUCGGAGCGAGUUUAGCCACUCGUUGGACGAAUUGCCUCGAUGAUUUUGAAAUGUUUAUACUUGCCAGUGGCAUCACAGAAGAGAAACGCAAACGUGCCUUGCUUCUCUAUCAAGCGGGACAACGCGUCAGAGAAAUUUUUCGCCAAUUAUCGAACACGGGAACAACAGCGGACUAUAAAACUGCUACAGACAAGCUCACGUAGUAUUUCGAACCUUAAAAGAAUCGUCGUUACGAAGUAUACCGGUUCAGACAAGCUACUAAAGAAACACACGGAACGUUAGAUCAGUUUCAUACGCGUUUACGUACGCUCGCCCAAACGUGUUCUUUCGCAGACGCAGAUUUCGAGAUCGAGCAACAAAUUGUUACGGCUGGCUCAUCAUCUAUAGAAUUCGAAAGAAAGCUCUACGUGAUCCUACGUACGACCUGAAAGCUAUUCUCAUUGAUGGUAGACGUGAUGAGCAAAGUGCUUAUCAAGCUCGUGAUAUUGAGUCGAAAGAACAGAAAAAUGAAGCUAUACGAAAGCUUCAAGAAACCACAACGAAAUGUCGGAAUUGCGGCGGCUUAUAUCCUCACACGAAUCAUUGUCCGGCGAAAAAUAAACAAUGCAUAAAAUGCGGAAAACAGAAACACUUUGCAAAAGUCUGUCGCAGUAAACCUGAACAGAAAGAACACUCCCCUGCAAGUCAAGGAAAACGUUAUAAACAUAAAUAAAAAAAACCGUAAAACCUUUAAAGAAACAUUGAACAUGAGAAAUACGAUACAGAGAGCUCUGAUAGUGACGAGAACUAUCUGUAUGCUGUGACGAAUACCACAACACCAAAAGUGAAUGUAAAGAUAUGCCAACAUUAUUUUAAAGCUACUGUUGACACAGGCGCGUCAAUUAACGUCAUUGAUCAAGAUACAUACGCUAAACUGAAAGGACUAGAACUUUAACGAACAAGCGUUAAAGCAUUUGCGUAUAACUCUGCAAAACCCGUGAAAUUCAUAGGGAAAUUCGAAACGACAGUUGAAACUCGGAAACGUAUCGCAGUUGCGACAUUCUAUGUUGCUAAGACAACCGACAGCGGUAAUCUGAUCUCGUUGACAACGGCUCAAGAAUUGGGUCUAACCAGUUUAUAUCUCAAUAAAGUGUCAAUGACGAAAGACAAGAAACUCGGAAAGAUACUAGAUAAACACGCUAAAGUAUUUAGUGAUCUCGGUAAAUUGAAAGGUGAAAAGGUGGAACUCAAUAUUGAUAAAGAACAUGCCCCAAAAGCGCAGCCACAACGACGCAUUCCGUAUCAUAUUCGAGAGGACGUGAAAUGCGCACUCUCAGAAUUAGAACAACAGGACAUAAUUGAACGUGUCCCUGACAAUCAACCAACACCCUGGAUAUCCGCCAUUGUAGUAGUGCCUAAAAAAAAUGUUGGUGUCAGAAUUUGUGUUGAUAUAAGAGAAGCCAACGCGGCUAUCAAGCGAGUUCGACAUCCAAUCCCUACGGUAGAAGAUGUCAGUUUUGAACUCAACGGAGCUAAAUAUUUUUCUAAGCUUGAUCUUUCCCAAGCGGCCUAUUUUGACACACAGAAAGCAACAUACGUAACCAGUCCAGUAGGAGUCUCUGACAUUCUUUCCCAAAAAUCAACGGAACAAAAUGAUGAAAAAGUUGUAGCGUACGCAAGCCGAGCUUUGGCGGACGUGGAGAAACGAUACACCCGAACCGAAAAGGAAGCACUUGCCAUAAUUUGGGGUGUAGAACACUUCUAUUUAUACAUCUAUGGCAACGACUUCACUCUAAUUACCGAUCAUAAACCAUUGGAAGUAAUCUAUGGUGGUCGCAAGUCCAAACACUCCGCUAGAUUAGAAAGAUGGGUCUUGCAUCUACGACCAUAUUCAUUCAACGUAGUCUGCAAACCAGGAGCAAACAAUCCUGCCGACUAUUUGUCCAGACAUCCACCACAGACAAGUUUGAAACAACAUAAAUUGACAGAAGAGUAUGUGAACUUUCUUACUCAGAACAGUAUCCCAAAAGCUAUGACAUUGGAAGAGAUUCAAGCAGCUACUGACUCAGACAGAACAUUGACAGGACUAAGAGCUGCUACAAAACUAAAUAAAUGA